Messenger RNA from Saxophila tyrrhenica, 591 nucleotides. RefSeq lists its product as uncharacterized. The record is from RefSeq and is a predicted model, not a curated record. The transcript is spliced from 2 exons. The coding region runs from base 1 to 591 and encodes 196 amino acids. NCBI's taxonomy places the organism in Eukaryota, Fungi, Ascomycota, Dothideomycetes, Mycosphaerellales, Extremaceae. Gene Ontology annotation, molecular function: riboflavin reductase (NADPH) activity; biliverdin reductase [NAD(P)H] activity.
AUGCGGCUGGUGGUGCUAGGUGGUAACGGCAGGACUGGCGUCCAUCUCGUUGACAGAGCGCUGGCUCGAGGCACGCCGCGCAAGCUCGAAGAUGUGAGCAAAGCCUUCUCAGGCAGCCCCAAGCCCGAGGCGGUGAUCGUCACGCUGAAUCCAAGUAGGCUGAGUGAUAGUCCGUUCUCUCGGCCGGCGGCGCCUCCGCGCUUUCUGGCACACUCAGUCGCAAACGCAAUCACCGCUAUGCGGCAGCAUGACGUCAAGAAGUUGGUCGUCAUGCAGGCGAUGGGUGUGGGUGACUCAAGACCUCACAUGUCUUUCUGGAUGCGCUGGGUGAGGCGCUGGACGUACAUGAAGCAUUCGUACGACGAUCACGACUUGGUGGAUGAAAUUGUUAAGUUUUCUGGUGUGAGCUACGUGCUUGCUCGGCCACCUUGGCUGACUGAUGGGAAGGUCGGACCUGUUAGGACCUUUGGCAAUACUGGGAAGGGUGUUGGGAACCUGGCGACUAUCUCGAGGAGGUCUGUUACGGAGUUUCUGUUGGACGCGUGCGAGAAGAGCGAUUGGGACUGCUCGACGCCCGUAAUUGCGAGCUGA